Messenger RNA from Bufo gargarizans (Asiatic toad), 2528 nucleotides. RefSeq names its product solute carrier family 10 member 3 (gene SLC10A3). Gene Ontology annotation, cellular component: membrane. The transcript has a single exon. Gene Ontology annotation, biological process: bile acid and bile salt transport. The record is from RefSeq and is a predicted model, not a curated record. Gene Ontology annotation, molecular function: bile acid:sodium symporter activity. The coding region runs from base 473 to 1855 and encodes 460 amino acids. Lineage: Eukaryota; Metazoa; Chordata; Amphibia; Anura; Bufonidae.
UUGCCUUGUCCUAUGGAGAGGACCCUACAGGACCUAGCCCUGGCUGUAGCAGGGAGUCACCCGCUGCUCUUAAAGGGAAGGUCCAUAUAUCUGAAAAGAAGCUGAGAGGGAGUGUUCAAUAUCGUGAGACCCUAGUGACAGCACCGAGGAGGAUUAUACAGUGCGAGGAGAUCCUGCAAGCCAUGAAAGGUAAACCACCAAGGCGUAUCUAAAGAGACAUUCAUGGAGAUCCCCUUGUAGACUUUGGUUGGUAACUAGAGUCUCCUUGCUUCAGUAUACCUAUCCACGCCUGGCAACUGACACUAUUAAGGAACUCUUAAAGGGAUCUAUACACUUACUUCCAUGAGGAUCAUCUUAUGGACACCUCACAGUAGUGGUGAAGGCGGCACAUGAGUAUUGGAUAAGGUGCCGAGACAUACAUGUCCCAAAAGGGGCACCAUAGUGGUGGUGAGGACUGAGACUGCCAUGCACAAUGCAGUAUUCCCUGUUUCUGAUGUUUGGUUACUUCCUGUCCAUCUCCACGUCCAAGCCUGUGAAUGAGACUAAACCAUUAACAGAUCAUCAGUGGAGCGCCGGCAAGCACUUGACCUUAAACAUACCUGGCGCUCCCUCCUCCGUGUCCUUAUCGCCCUCUCCGCCAGGUUAUCUUCAGAUUGGAGAUGGGUGUUGCCUACAGUUUGACUUUCCAGAACAUAGUAAAGGUGUGAUUGUGAUCAGUGUGGGAUCUGCCACCCUCGCCUCCGAGCUCAGCGUACAUUCCCUGGACACGUCGGUCCUAAAGGUCCUUAACGUGAGUCGUGCCCCCGAGGGUUUGCCGGAUAAGUUCCUGGCUCAUAUCUGGUCAGGGAUGCCUGGAACUGCUCCCCUCCACCUGAGACUGAAGCUUCUUGAAUCUGUACUUGAAGAACGAGAUGACUUCUCCAUCCAUGUGGUUGCCAAUCCCGAAUCUCAGGAAAAUGGAGGGUUUUCCGCCAGUCACUUCUCCGAAAGCCCUCUCCUCUACGCACUUCUGCCCCUUCUCUUCAUCAACAAAUGUGCCUUUGGAUGUAAAGUGGACCUUGAGAUCCUGAAAAGCCUAAUCAAGCGCCCCUACCCUGUCCUACUCGGCAUUGUGGGUCAAUUUGUUCUGAUGCCUCUUUAUGCCUAUCUCCUCUCCUUGGUCUUUGGACUCUCUCAGCCCUUGGCCUUAGGACUGGUGGUGACCUGCUCCUCUCCUGGCGGUGGCGGCGGGUACUUGUACAGUCUCCUGCUGGGUGGAGACAUUACUGUGGCAAUAUCAAUGACAUUGGUGUCCACCUUGGCGGCCGUGGGCUUGAUGCCGCUUUCCUCCUCCCUCUAUGGACGAUUCUUGGGAGUCCACCAGACGUUGCACAUUCCUUUUCUAAAGAUUUUCGCCACGUUGCUCUUCAUAGCUGUGCCAAUUUCGACAGGAAUGGUGAUAAAAUGGCGUUUUCCUCAAGUGUCCAAGCUUCUUCUCCUAGUGAUAAAGCCUUUUAGUGUUGUGCUGAUGGUAGGAGGUCUGUUCAUGGCCUAUCAGAUGGGCUCCUCCCUGCUAAGUAAAGUGCUCCCCAUACUGGUUGUAGCGGGGGUCACUGUGCCGUUGGUAGGACUUGUGACCGGAUACUUACUGGCAUACUUGUUGCGUCUACCCAUUGCCCAGCGUCGGACAGUCAGCAUUGAGGUCGGGGUGCAGAACAGUCUUCUAGCCCUGGCUGUUCUUCAGCUUUCGUUUCCCCGGGCUGAGGCAGACCUCUCUUCUCAGGCACCUUUCUUGGUGGCCCUAAGUGGCACCUCAGAAAUGUUACUACUGGUUCUCUUACACUUUGCCUACAGAAAGCUAAAGGACAAUACCUGAGGUGCCAAAUCCUGGAAGUGGGUCCUACAAAAACGUUUACAUGCUGCAAGUUUUCAUUAUUUAUAUAUUCAUCUUAGGUUUUUUUUUUUUCACCUGUCACCAUAUACCUGUGGUCCAAUGUUUCCAGCAAUGAAGCAGGGUGUUGUAAAUCUUCCUUUUACUUUAAGACAUUCCAUUUAAUUAAGGGUAUUCCUAUCUCCGGGGGCCCCCGUCCACCGACUUCAUCCCGCCUAGGUACUGAGGCCAGAGGUGAUCGGAGCUACAGAAUCAGCCGCGCAGGCUCUGAUACUACUUGACUGUGCCUGGCCUGAUAUCUCCAUAGCUCCGACCACCUCUGGCCAUGGCAGCGAAGGUCGGAGAGGGGCCCAUACUGAGACUGGAACACCUUUUUAAGGUGUAAUUUUAUGUUUUGUGGUAAGAAAAUAUAACAAGUCUUCAAUGUCUUCUCCAUUUUAGGUGCCUACCACCAUAUAAUCUUGUGUUAAUUAACCCUUCGCGGUCUUAGUUUGCCAUUCCACCAUCAUCCUCAAAAGCCAAAGUUUUGUGUUCAGUCUGCUUCAUGCACUGAGGGGGAAGAUGGCUAUUUUUUAUAUAAUGUUUUGUAAUGUAUGCAGGGUACGAUUUAAGGCAAUGUUUUUCCUAGUAUACGAAAAUUAAAUAGAAGUUGAAUCCA